CUCAAGUUUAUCUUCGUAAGGACAUGAAGCCACACAACUCUUUAAGGCUCUGAUGAGGAGCCCGUAUGUUGCUACGUGCCUGAACCUGCAGUGACAAGCAGCCUACCCUGAACCUCAAACUGCUGUUGCGGCGCGGUCUGUCCUCGAACGCAUGGCACGAGAAUGACUUGGAGGCCCCUCCACGGCUAGAAAGUACUCAAUGUAUGCCGAUAGCUUUCGUUUAUCCCUCUUCUUUAUGGUGACGAACUCUCGCGCAUCAGCUGGUCGACGGCAAGUCGUCCGCGAAUCAAGGGAUGACUAAUACUCAGCGGAUGCCUCUUUACGCGAAAUCUUCGCGCCAGACGCGCCUCUGGACCCGCCUUUCCCACACCCUUGUCACGGACCACCACGCCAGCGCUGACCACCCAACCUCCUGCCAACAUCCCUCAUCCCUUCGCUAGCCAGCCUUUCAUUGCUCCCUUCCUGCCUCUUCUCCCCCGGUCCUUUCAACUUAUUGAACAGAAACUCUCCACUCUACCACUUCUGACUCACCUGUACCUUGCAUCAAUCGACUUUUUGUUGUUUCUUUCAGACGGGAUCAAUUCCUCCCGCGCGGCACAGACAAGGGGAGAUACGUAGCCUGUUCCGAGACCCAGGGUCCAACGACCCAGCUACGUCAGUCCGAGACAGGCCGCAUCCGUCGACGCACCGCCACGCACGCAAGGCCGCCGCUCAAAGGCUUGAUUGCAUCGCCCGCGAUAUAUAGACUGGUUCACGGCUUGCGCGCCACAGUUACCGUCGUUCCGGCAUACAGCCCAGCAUGUCUGCGCCUCGAAUCAAGAGGCCCUUUGCGGGCGCCUCGGCGGACCCGUCCCAGCGUCAGAUCACCUCCUUCUUCUCACCCGGCGCCCUUCCCGCCCACGUCGAUGACGCCGAUGUGCGGCCUUUGCGGCAGCCGCUUAUCCCGUCCAGCGUGCAGGCGGACCUCCUCAAUGUGGGCAUGCGCGUCCGCAAGUCCGUCCCGGAGGGGUAUAAGACCGUCGGGCCCAGUGGCUUCAAGCUGUGGACGGAUAACACCCGCGCGGGCGCCGUCAGAAACCCAAACUCGGCAACGCGAGGCGCCCGCUCCAUGUCUAGGGAACUGCUGCCCUUUUGCGGCAUCAACAAGAUUGGCGGGCUAGAUGCGCAGCCCUCUUUCCGCGAAGACGACACCGAGGAGGACGGCGACAAGGAAGUGCCGGACCUGGACGCCGUCCCCGAACUCACCAUGUCUCAGGAGAGCGUCGAAAGCAAUGCUUCGGAGCCGUCUCGAAAGCGCUUCUUCCACGAAGACGAGGAGGACUCGUCCGCCAGCGUGCCCAGCACGUGGGCAGCCCGCGAAGCUGCCAAGGCUUGGGACUGCGAGGUCAGCCCGCGCACACUCUACGCGCCAAUGGGCUGGGGUAAUGCACGCCCAUUGGCAACCCCGCGGACUCGCGUGCGCAAGAGCAUACCCGCAGCGGCCGCGGCAGACGUUUCGCUCAAGGAUGUGGAUCAGGAGAACAUGGCCUUAGAUGGAGGAGACUUUCAGGAGGCUGAGUUCCUCGUCUUCGGACAAGGCCGAGAGAUGGACAUGUCUUGAGGGGAUUCUUCAAACCAACAAAAACUGUAGGCUAUGUGCGAGUACGACUGGAUGAGGGUGAUGGGUCGACAAGAUCGACAUUGAUUCGGGCAUUGGCGUAACGGGCGUUUGGGGCACAUGAAGCGCUCACGGCAUAAGAGCACAAAAUGAUCAAGAGGGACGGGAAUACCACGGAUUAAUUUGUCCGCGUUGUGGGCUAUUGUUAUUACUUUGUUGUUUAGAAUGUGCAGAUCGCCUCGACACUGAGGAGUAGCUGCGGCGGGCGGGUAUCAAGAAGAAACGGGAGCCGUUAGGCCCUAUGUAAUAGCCAGCGAUUCAUCAACACCCCUCGUUUCCCG
Purpureocillium takamizusanense is the source of this 1938-nucleotide messenger RNA. RefSeq lists its product as uncharacterized. Gene Ontology annotation, molecular function: ribonucleoside-diphosphate reductase inhibitor activity. The record is from RefSeq and is a predicted model, not a curated record. The coding region runs from base 800 to 1600 and encodes 266 amino acids. The transcript has a single exon. Gene Ontology annotation, cellular component: cytoplasm; nucleus. NCBI's taxonomy places the organism in Eukaryota, Fungi, Ascomycota, Sordariomycetes, Hypocreales, Ophiocordycipitaceae.